This is a messenger RNA of Aegilops tauschii subsp. strangulata, 1008 nucleotides long. RefSeq lists its product as uncharacterized. Lineage: Eukaryota; Viridiplantae; Streptophyta; Magnoliopsida; Poales; Poaceae. The record is from RefSeq and is a predicted model, not a curated record.
UCGUAAAUCGCCAUCCUGCUUUCGUUUCCUUUUGGUUGUCGCGUCGUCGCUGAGUUCUGAAACCCAAAGCCCCCUUCCCCUUCCUUUCCCCGGGCUGAACCACCUCGAGAAAGAGUAAAGCCAGAGAGAAAGGUACACCCCACCGAAUCCAACAACCGAGAAGGAGGAGGAGGGAGGGAGCGAGCGAGCGAGCGAGCGAGAGCGCUGACGAUGCAGCAGGCGAUGUCCUUGCCCCCGGGAGCGGUCGGCGCGGUGUCCCCGCCGGCCGGCAUCACCACCGAGCAGAUCCAAAAGUAUUUGGAUGAAAAUAAGCAACUUAUUUUGGCCAUCCUUGAAAAUCAGAACCUAGGAAAGUUGGCUGAAUGUGCUCAAUAUCAAGCUCAGCUCCAAAAGAAUCUCUUGUAUCUAGCUGCUAUCGCGGAUGCCCAACCACCACAGAACCCUGCAAGUCGCCCCCAGAUGGUGCAGCAGCCUGGUAGUAUGCAAGGUGCAGGGCAUUACAUGUCACAAGUACCAAUGUUCCCUCCAAGAACGCCUUUAACCCCACAGCAGAUGCAAGAGCAGCAGCACCAGCAGCUUCAGCAGCAGCAAGCCCAGGCCCUUUCUUUCCCCGCCCAGAUGGUCAUGAGACCAGGCACCGUCAACGGCAUGCAGCAGCCUAUGCAAGCAGCCGGCGACCUCCAGCCAGCAGCAGCACCCGGAGGGAGCAAGCAGGACGCCGCAGUGGCUGGGGCCAGCUCGGAACCAUCUGGCACCGAGAGCCACAAGAAGGCGGGAGCAGAGAAGGAGGUGGGCGCUGAUGUAGCAGACCAAUCCUAAGCUAUUAGUGUUAGGCAAACAUAACGCCAUGUAUUAUGUAUACUAUAAGAAAGAAAGAAAGCUCGUCUUACCUGUCGUUCUGUCCGGGAUUGUCAUCUCACUCACUCUAAAUUGUUGUAGGCUUGUACUAGCAAUUGUGGAAUAACUCGCAAGCCCUUUGUCCAAGUCAGAUGAUUUACCUUUUGUUUA